AUGGAAAGUGAUGAAGUAUCAACAGCUGAUCCGGAUCCAGAAAAUAAAAUUCUUCUUGAACCUUAUGAAUACAUACGAACGAUACCGGGUAAACAAAUUCGCCCGAAGUUGAUUAAAGCAUUUAAUCUUUGGCUUCAUAUACCCGAAGAUAAACUUCUUGUUAUCGGAGAUCUCGUUGAAAUGCUUCACAAUGCAUCAUUACUUAUUGAUGACAUACAAGAUAAUUCGAAAUUACGUCGCGGUUCACCUGUUGCACAUAGUAUCUAUGGUGUGCCAUUGACAAUCAAUGCUGCAAAUUAUGUUUAUUUCUUGGCUAUGCAAAAAGCUCUCACAUUGACACAUCCAGAUGUUACACAAAUUUUUGUUGAUCAAAUGCUUGAUUUACAUCAUGGUCAAGGCAUGGAAAUAUGGUGGCGCGACAAUUUUGUAUCACCGUCUGAAGAUGAAUAUCGCCAAAUGGUAAUGAGAAAAUGCGGUGGUCUUUUUAAUCUUGGCGUUAAACUUAUGCAAUUAUUUGCGCCAAUUGAAAUACGUGAUACAUAUAAUUUUGAUAGAUUAUGUCAAUUAUUGUCACUUUUGUUUCAAAUACGCGAUGAUUAUUGUAAUUUAAUAUCCGAAGAAUAUGCAAGUAAUAAAUCGUAUUGUGAAGACUUAACUGAAGGAAAAUUUUCAUUUCCGAUUUUACAUGCCGUCAAUACACGUGAGACAGACACACGUAUUAUACAUAUAUUGAAGCAACGUACACAAGAUGUUGAAUUAAAACGUUAUUGUGUUCAGUUAUUACAUGAUUUUGGUUCAUUUGAAUAUACACGUCAAAUAUGUGAUGAAUUAGCGAAACAAGUCUACGAUGAAAUUGAUGCUUUAGGUGGUAAUGAUUAUUUAGAAAAUAUCGUUCGAGGACUAAUGGAAAUAUUUCGUGCCGAUGAUCCUACUGCAGGGAACGGUAAUGGUGAAGGUAUUGAAGAAUUUGACGCAUUUGUAAGCGAUCAAAUUGAUGAUGAAGAACAAGAAUCUUAUGAAGAAAAUUCUAGAAACUAUAAAAAGAUAACACCGAUUGCUAAUGCCAAUGGUAGAUAUCGUACUUAA
Rotaria socialis is the source of this 1086-nucleotide messenger RNA. Lineage: Eukaryota; Metazoa; Rotifera; Eurotatoria; Philodinida; Philodinidae. The record is from the annotation of a GenBank genome assembly.